This is a messenger RNA of Dreissena polymorpha, 1496 nucleotides long. Its product is annotated as piggyBac transposable element-derived protein 4-like. NCBI's taxonomy places the organism in Eukaryota, Metazoa, Mollusca, Bivalvia, Myida, Dreissenidae. The transcript has a single exon. The record is from RefSeq and is a predicted model, not a curated record. The coding region runs from base 155 to 1225 and encodes 356 amino acids.
UAUGUUGAGAACACAAUUUAUUCUACUUGAAGAUAACCAAUUAUAUGUUUGAUAAUUUUCUUGUGUUUUUCAGGUGAAACCCAUAUAUGACGUGGUUUCGGCUCGGUUUCGCAACACCUACACUCCAGACGAGAACAUCGCCAUUGAUGAGGGGAUGGUCCCGUGGAGAGGACGUUUGAAGUUCAAACAGUACAUACCCAACAAGCCAGACAAGUUUGGUAUGAAAGUCUACAUUGCUAGUGAAAGCAAGUCUGGCUAUGUGUGUGACUUCAACGUCUACACUGGUGCAGACUUCGAUCCUGACCCUAACGCAGAAGUAGGCGAAGUUCAGUUGGGCCAUUCCUAUGGCGUGGUGAUGGGGCUGCUACGAAGAUCAAAUCUUCUGAACAAAGGCUAUUGCCUGUAUGUUGUCAACUAUUACUCAUCUCCAACCCUGUUCGACAGAUUGUCUGCUGAGAACACGAUAGCUGUUGGAACUGUACGACUAAAUCGCCGUGAAGUGCCGGUUGCCCUGAAACAUAAAACAAAACGAGGCGAUGUUAUAUAUAGGCAACGUGACAAUCUCCUGGCUUUGAAAUGGACUGAUAAAAGGGAAGUUAGUAUGCUGUCUACAAAGCAUAAACACACAAUGGUGGUAACUACAAAGACUGACCAUUACAGUGGGGAUCCAGUUGUAAAACCACUGUGUAUUCUGGAUUACAACAGACACAUGGGUGGCGUGGAUCGCUCCGAUCAGCUCGGGAAGUAUUACAGUUUUUCAAGGAAAACCAACAAAUGGUGGCUGAAACUGUUCUUUCACAUCAUCAAUCUAGUGGUUACAAACGCGUACAUUUUGUAUCUGAAAAAUCGUGGCGAUGGAAGACCACUGACGCACUACAAGUUUCGGCUUGAGCUUGCGAAGCAGUUGAUGGCCAGCCAUGAGAUGGUGAAGGUUCCUCGUGGGCGUCCAUCAAUCCAUCGGGAUCAGGAGAAGCGCCUGACAGAACGUCAUUUCCCUUGCCUCAUUCCAGCCAAAGAAGGAGCAAAGGUGAAAAAUCCCACCAGGAAGUGUGUGGUAUGCAACGAAAGCAGUGGGAAGCGUCAUACUCCAGGAGAGACCAGAAAACGUCGUGAAACCAGAUACUGGUGCAAGGACUGCGAAAAACCUCUGUGUGUGGUACCUUGUUUUGAAAGGUAUCAUACUCUGGUCAACUACCAGUUGAAUGAAAUUGACAUUGAAGAUUGAAACAAUAUGUAAUCAUUCACACUGUUCUGAAAGACAAAGCAGAAUUGAAAUGGUGUUCUGAAUAUUUUAUUUUAUUCUAUACACCUGUAAUCAGCUUACCUGUAGAUUACACCUGAGUUUUUCUUGAAUCAAAACUUGUUUUUUCAUUGUACUGUAAUCAAUAAAUAGUUUUCAAUAUCUAUAUCAUUUUUAUUACAUUUAAGUCAGCUUAAAUUUAUCUGUUUACUAAAGUUAUAGGGUAAAAAAACUGUGUUACAAUAGGAAAAUUGGU